AGCAGCAGAUCUUGUGUGGAGACCACUUGGUGUUGUUGGUGGAGACAACACCUGGAGCCAUUGCUGUUGUUGCCUUGUGUGAUCAUUGUCCUGACUAACCCACUACCACUACUAUUAGUAGCUAGCUACUGGUAGCCAGAAGCAGCCUUGCACAAGAUGCCUAAACGAGGAUCUGAGAAUUCCCAAAUGAAGAAGGAAGACUAUGAGGCCAUGAUGGCCCAGGAUAGUGGAGGAGACGACGGCAAAGGAUUUGAAAAGGCGGCACCCGACGUACUCAAUCAGAGAAGCCGUGUCACGGCGAAGCGUGCGCCUCGGUCUACUCCUGCUGCGGCUCCUGCUCCUGCUGCGGGUUCGAGUUCCAACCCCUUUGCUUCAUUUUCAUUCUCUGCUGCGGCUCCCGCUCCAGCCACGCCCAGCGCUAUGACACCUGUGGCCACACCAGCCAAUAUGGCAUCCACGGAAGGAGCCCCCCUCAGUGGUCAAGAAAAACUUGUCAAGCGCUACCAGGAUCAAGCUUGUGCUUUUAUAGACUCAUUCGCCAAAACAUGCAAAGAAAUCAACCCACAAACCACUUAUAUGUUGCCCAUUGUCGAUCAUGUUUUGGACGCUCUUUACGUGGUUGAAGAUCAGUAUUGGAAACACAGCAAAAAGGACGAAGACGACAAAUCACCAGCCACCACCAGCAAAGAUUUUGGCAUUGCUUCUCCUGCUCCAAAUCUCUUUGGUGCAGCAGCACCUGCUCCAUCUCCAAAGGCAUUCCGGUUUGGUUCGACAAAUGCCCCCAAUGCCGGUGACGGUAUGACCACGGCCUUUGGUGGUGGAACCCCUGCUCCUGCGCCACCAAGCUCUGGAGCAAAUGAAGCUGGUGAUGCCCCAUUGGAUGAAAAUAUUCACGCGGUGAUGGCUGAUACGGAUCCGGACUGGAAGCUCCUUGAAACAAUUCCGAAAGUUCCUGUUUACACCAUUGACAAACAAGGAAAAUAUGAAAAGAAAUUCAAGGGGGACUUGAAACUCCAGGAGCACAAGGAAAACAAAAAGAAACGAAUGAUCAUCUGGAACAAUGUCACUGGCAAAGUGUUGCUCAAUUCUGUGUUCCCACAGUCGAUGGCAUUCGCAAGUACACCUGACAAAAGCGAUCCCAGCAUGGUAACACAUGAAGCCCAUUUCGUUGGGAAGAUCACUGCAGAACACGAAGCUGGGGUAAUCACAUUGUCUCGUAAGGGCCCCCAGACACUCAAGUCACUUGAAGAUGUCUUUACAGGAUUGGGAGUCCAAAAGCUUGUGAUCAAAGCCAGAGUUUGAUCACGCCGGGAAUGCCCAAGCCUAGCUAGUCUAGUAGAUUGGAACAGCAUUGAAUGGGAACCAUCAAGGAUCUUUGUGGCCCCUGUAGCAAACUAGAAAGAGAUUGAGAACAGAAGCCAAAGCUAAAUAGUUUAACUACAGCUUCACUAAAUGACCACUAAAAUUCACUGCGGAACCGAUAGAUCUAUAUCUAUGCUACU
Molecule: messenger RNA, 1502 nt
Organism: Seminavis robusta
Lineage: Eukaryota; Bacillariophyta; Bacillariophyceae; Naviculales; Naviculaceae
Source: the annotation of a GenBank genome assembly